UGGAGCGCGCAUGCGCGGCAGCGGCAGCGCGCUGCCCGGAUCGUGCGGGGCCCGAACCUCUCCGCCGGCGCAGGCUCCCUCGCGCCAGCUCCCUCCCGCCGCCAUGUCGGCCGCCAUCGAGCGGGAGUUUGAGGAGUUGGACGCUCAGAAUCGCUGGCAGCAGCUAUACCUGGAAAUUCGCAGUGAGUCCCACGACUAUCCUCAUAGAGUGGCCAAGUUUCCAGAAAACAGAAAUCGGAACAGAUACAGAGAUGUAAGCCCAUAUGAUCAUAGUCGUGUUAAACUGCAGAAUGUUGAAAAUGAUUAUAUUAACGCCAGCUUGGUUGACAUAGCAGAGGCUCGGAGGAGUUACAUCUUAACACAGGGUCCGCUUCCUAAUACAGGUUGUCAUUUCUGGCUCAUGGUUUGGCAGCAAAAGACCAAAGCAGUCGUCAUGCUGAACCGAGUUGUGGAGAAAGAAUCGGUUAAAUGUGCACAGUACUGGCCGACAAAAGACAGCCGAGAAAUGCUGUUUAAGGAAACGGGAUUCAGUGUGAAGUUCCUGUCAGAAGACGUGAAGUCCUAUUACACAGUCCAUCUACUGCAGUUAGGAAACACCAAUAGUGGUGAAACCAGAACAAUAUCUCACUUUCAUUAUACUACCUGGCCAGAUUUCGGAGUCCCCGAAUCACCAGCUUCAUUUCUCAAUUUCUUAUUUAAAGUGCGAGAGUCUGGCUCCCUGGAUCCUGAGCAUGGGCCUGCGGUGAUCCACUGUAGUGCCGGCAUCGGGCGGUCAGGCACCUUUUCUCUGGUGGACACCUGUCUCGUCCUGAUGGAAAAAGGAGAUGAUAUUAACAUUAAACAACUGUUACUAAAUAUGAGACAGUACCGAAUGGGGCUGAUUCAGACACCAGAUCAACUCAGAUUUUCAUAUAUGACUAUAAUAGAAGGAGCAAAAUUUAUAAAAGGAGAUUCAAAUAUACAGAAACGAUGGAAAGAACUUUCUAAGGAAGAUGUCUGUCCUGUUUUUGAUCAUUCACCAACCAAAAUAAUGACUGAAAAAUACAAUGGGAACAGGAUAGGCCUAGAAGAAGAAAAACUGACAGGGGACAGGUGCACAGGGCUGUCCUCUAAAAUGCAGGAUGCUGUGGAGGACAACAGCGAGAGUGCCCUGCGGAAGCGCAUUCGAGAGGACAGGAGAGCCGGCACAGCUCAGAAGGUGCAGCAGAUGAAGCAGAGGCUCAACGAGACCGAGCGAAAGAGGAAAAGGUGGUUAUAUUGGCAACCUAUUCUCACUAAGAUGGGGUUUGUGUCGGUCAUUCUGGUUGGCGCUUUUGUUGGCUGGACACUGUUUUUUCAGCAAAAUGUCCUAUGAAUAAUUAAUUUUGCCACAAGCUUCAGCACUGUUAGCUGACGGUGUUGCGUGAAUCACAGGGGUCCGUCUGUGUGCAGACGGUGCGGAGGCUGGAUGCCCACAAGAGGUGGUGGGUCCUGGACCCACUGCCCCAGAUAAAGACUCGGAUGCUUAUGCAGAACUGGCUCAUUCUCAGCUCUAUCUGUGUACGUUAAGCCUAAUGUCCUUUAUCACAAGGAUUUGGUUUUGGAGGCUGUCUGGAUUUUAACCUGCACUUGAUAAAAGCAAUAAAUAUUGUGCUCUUAUCUACAUUAUUACUGGAAAGAAAAUGACCUUUAAGUAACGUGUGUUAUGUAUAAUGUACUAUUGACAUGGGCAUCAACAUUUAUAUUCUUAACCAUUUCAGGGUAAAUAUAUUUUAUAAGUACCUAUUUAAUCUUACUUUUGUAGUUAAAUGUACUUUUUUAAAAGCUCAAUUUGAAAAUUCUGUUACCAUAAAAAAAUAAAUUGUGUGUUGAUUCAAUUGUACUGGAUAAGUUUUCCUAAAGAGAGGUUUGAUAUGAGCAGUUAGAACUCUGAAUAAGCAGUUUUUACUAUAUAUUUGCAUUUCUUUUAUGUUUUACAGUUUCCUAAUUUUAAAAAGAAAAACAAACAAAAUUUUUCUCUUUAAAAAAAAUAUCUUUGAAGGGUAAUUCUCCUUACUGGCAUAGUCAGGUAACAGUUGGUCAAGACUUUGUAAAAAGAAAACACAACAAAAAAACUGGUUUUGUAAACCCCAUUAUUAAUACUGUUUAUUUUUCAUGAAAAUUUCAAUGUAAUUACCCUAAUUUAUAAUUGGGGUUAUAUCAUGAUGUAGGAAAUAAAAAUAAGGAGCAGCG
Messenger RNA from Phacochoerus africanus (Common warthog), 2211 nucleotides. RefSeq names its product protein tyrosine phosphatase non-receptor type 2 (gene PTPN2). Gene Ontology annotation, molecular function: protein tyrosine phosphatase activity. Gene Ontology annotation, biological process: protein dephosphorylation. The coding region runs from base 11 to 1354 and encodes 447 amino acids. NCBI's taxonomy places the organism in Eukaryota, Metazoa, Chordata, Mammalia, Artiodactyla, Suidae. The record is from RefSeq and is a predicted model, not a curated record. The transcript is spliced from 9 exons.